Molecule: messenger RNA, 2078 nt
Organism: Haliotis rufescens (red abalone)
Lineage: Eukaryota; Metazoa; Mollusca; Gastropoda; Lepetellida; Haliotidae
Product: hemicentin-1-like
Exons: 11
Coding region: 164-1771 (535 amino acids)
Molecular function (GO): protein binding
Source: RefSeq, a predicted model, not a curated record
CCACAUAUGGUAUUCCGUGAUGCACAGCUUCGUGUUAAGGACAUAAUAAUGACUGAUGCAGGGGUAUAUGUCUUCACCUGAUUAAUCACUCGUCUUCAAUUGUUACAGUGCAUACAUAACAUUACCAGCUGACGAGCAACCAUUAGACUUGCAGCUCACAGCCAUGUCGGACGCUGACAUGAGACACCUCCUGCUAUUGGUAAUAUGUUUGGGCCCCCUUGCUGUGUGUGCCCAAGAACUCGUUAUUGGUCCACCAAUGGAUGAAUUAAUGGCGUACCACGUUUCGUUUCCAAUGCAAUGCGAAGUUCCUGGACUGCCAGACGGUAUUGAUGCCAAGUUAGAAUGGCUGGACAGGAACAACAAUGUUAUUGGACGCGACUGGGACAAACGCAUCCACACAUCCUAUUCAGGGCGAAGCUUAAUAUUAUUCUUCAAAAAUUGGAGAGAUGAAGACGCAGGCACAUAUACGUGUAGAGGAAAGGUCUGGGAUACGACUAUGAAUAAAUCAAGACAGCUCUAUUUCAAUGAAACCCCAGAUAUUGUCAUCUCCACAUCUGGAGAUAUAACGCGAGUCCAAGACACAGGUGAACAGAUCCUCACUUGUGAGGCGCUGGGACUCUCAGACGAUCAAGUUGCCAACUUAGAAUGGCUUGACAACAACAACAAAUCCAUUGGACCUUUCAGUGAAAAUGACCCCAAAAGCAGCAGGGUCUACACAAGGAAACUUGGUCGACGACGCCAGCUGAAGUUUAAUCAAGUGAAGCUUGAAGACCACGGAACAUAUACAUGCAGAGGAAAAGUUGGUGGUGACACAAUACUUAAGUCUUUUCAUCUCAAUGUUUAUGGGGUUGUCAUACUUCCACAACAGACCGUUAUAAGGCGGGAAAGGGACACAGGUCUAGCGUUGUAUUGCCAAGUCACCGAACCGUCAGGCGGCAGAGAUGUAACUGUAGACUGGCUGUACCCAAACGGCUAUUCCAUAUCACGUUAUGACCCAGAUUAUCCUCCAGCCAACAGAUACUUCACACAGAAGACAUUCUUGGGCAGCACACUGUUCUUUGACGAACUGAGAAAAGGAGACAAGAGUACAUAUACAUGUCGUGCCAUAAUAGACGGAAAUACCGUCCGCAGAGAAAUACAACUCAAAUUGUACGUUCCCCCUAAAAUCGUUAUUACUCCAUCAGAAGAUAGGAUAAGGCGACAGAAGGACACUUCAGCAUCUAUGUAUUGCAAAGUCGAUGGACUUUCAGGCGACGAACUGCAAGAUGCCAAGUUCGAAUGGCUGGACAAAAAUGACGAUAUCAUUGGAUCUUACAUCAGAAACGAUUCAAAACGCAACAGGGUCUACACGUUAAAACUUCCCGAUGCAACCCGCCUUCAGCUUGACCAGUUGACCAGUGGCGAGCGAGGGACAUACACCUGUAGGUGUACAGUCGGGGGCAACAUCAUGAUCAAAGACAUUCAACUUAUUAUCUACGGUAAGCCAGAUACACCAACGAAUCUGCAAGCCGCCACCUUGGACUCGCGUUCCAUUACCAUCACAUGGGACAAAGGCUUCAACGGCUCCUAUAAACAACGUUUCAACAUAGAAUACAGACAACCUGGCGGUCAAUGGAUCACCCAUCCAUCCAUGCCCAGGGAGGACCACGCCCUUCAACUGAAGCUGGAUGGUCUAAAACCGGCAACAAUGUACGACAUUCGGCUAAAUGCUGUGAAUGAAUAUGGUUCCAGUAACUACACGUUCGUCAAUGUGACAACUUUGACAAUGUGACAACUUUGACGCCUUAUAACAUCGCCAUCAGCACCACACAUUAAUCUUACAUUCUGAUGUUGCACCAACCCCUGCUGUCAGAACUUCACAUACUAUAUUCAUAGUAGUAACCUUGUUAUUGUUGCUGCAGCUGUGAGUUAGUCUUGUGAUUAAAAUGUUACCUCAUCACGAACAAGAGCAGAUUUCGUGUCCCGGAAAUGUGUUAAGCUAGGUUUUGACGUCCUCAGCCUUGCCAGUUUUGGAAUAAUAUAUGAAGCGGCGUUACACUCACUCACUCACUAAUUUCCCACAUACGUAUUAGUAAUAA